This is a messenger RNA of Caenorhabditis auriculariae, 10833 nucleotides long. The record is from the annotation of a GenBank genome assembly. Lineage: Eukaryota; Metazoa; Nematoda; Chromadorea; Rhabditida; Rhabditidae.
AUGCGAACUGCGAUUGCAUGGGAGCAGUACUCGUCUGCGCGUGAGCAGCUGCAGUCGCGUAUCGCCGAGAAAAUUCGACGUCAGAUGAGCUCCUUGGUGCGUUGCGGUCGCGGCGCUUGUCACUGUUACCAUACGAGCUUUUCACUCAAAAAGUCACUCCUGCCAUUCACAAAUAAAGAAAAAGGCAUUUUUUGAAACCAAACGAAACAAAAACGAUAUUAUUUCAGAAAUAUUUCAAAUUGAAAAAAAGACAUUGUUUAGAUGUAGAAAACUCCUCACAUUCCAUCAUUUUUUUAUUGAAGCUUUUAACUGAAAAUCAGCUGAUAUUUUUUUCAAAAAAUGAAAAAAAGUUGAUAGCCGUUUUUUUUGCGCACGCUUAAUUAACAUAGCAGCUCAAAAUCCAACGCCAGCACUAACAAAUUUCAUUAAAAUGCACAUCCUUUCUUCUUAACUUUCUGCUUUUUCCGAUGAACUAAAAAAUAUCCAAAAGUCUUGAUAAAAAGUAUUCCUCUAGUGAGUUGAAUAAAAUCUUUUUCAGGUAGGAGACAUGGAAAGCGCCGAUUUGCUGCUGGUAGCAGCGGACGGCAAAAAGUUGGCAGCUCAUGAGUGCAUUCUGAGAGCUCGAGCGCCCGGUUUCUACCACAGACAUGUUGAAGCGACCGUGGCAGCCAUGGGACCACGCCAAGAAGGAAAACUCCGCGAGGUCAGUACAUUUUUGUUAGCCUUGAAGGCAUAGAAAAAUAAUAAUACAAAUCCCUUCUGAAACAUAAAAAUUAUGAUUUCGGAACUAUUAUUUUGUUCCUUGUGAAAACUUACGAUACAUUUCAGGUCGCUAUUGGAGAUAUCGACUCGGUUGGAUUAGAGUUUUUCAUCCAUUCUGUUUACACAGAAGAGGAAUUCGCACAGAUCCCUCUCGACCAAAAUGAAGACAGACGUGAGAUUUUUCAAUUUUUUUUCUGUUUGAAUGCAAAAUCACGCCCUUCAGUUUGCGACAAUUGCCGAAAGGUGAUAGAAUCACGGCUCAAAGUGAAGUUUUCGCUCGGUAAGGAGUCGGGUGCCUUUAUUUUUUAUAACAAACCACGCUGGCACUUGCAAUUUGAGAUUUCCUUCAACACUUAGGUGGCGCUUUGGACACUUGAGAAGAAUUUUCAUGCAAAAAACCAAGUUCUUUGCAGAAGAAACUGCAUCGCGAUCGUCAAAUCGUUCAUAUGCGAUGGAUGAAUCAACGACAGAGCUGGAUUUUCAGAUGGCAGGGGCGGAUGAGAAGUGAAUUGACUUUGCUCGACAGAUUGGAACAAUGUCUUUUACAGGUUGGAUGACGAAACUCCAACUUUAGCCGGACGACCACCCCUAGUGCCGUACUCCAUGUCUGGUGUGAGUUUAAGCCUUUUUGUAUUUAUCAGUGCGUCAAAAAUAUCCUUUUGACAGCUUUUUUAAAGAUUGGCUCAUAUCCAAACUCACCUCGAAAACAAGUGAUGCCAACUGCGAUGAGCGUUUCGGCAGGACCUUACCCUCUGAACGGGCCAUAUCCUAUUAUGGGCAGCGGAGUGUAUGGACACUGCUCCGUGACAAAUUCCGCUCCUUCUGUACCAGUGAUGACUUCAUUUCGGGACCUCGCAACGGGGUCACCUAUGAACAGCUCGAUUUAUUCUCUCGGAGGGAGAAGCGAGGUCGCUGACAUUCCUGAAGAGGACGAAGACUGUCAAGACGAUCGAAAACCUAAAGCUUUGGACAAUCGUGAGCAGUUUGCUCGUUUUCUUUUGAAACUUUACCUUUUUAUAGGACCAAUGAGCAAGUUCAUUCGAUUAGACAGCAUCACAAACGGUAACGAAGCACACAAAGAGUAUCUAGAACGAAAAAGAUCAAGUGGAGGUAUUUGAGUCUCUUUCAUUUGGAAUCUCAGUGAAAAUUCCAGGAACAAAACAAAUCUUUCCGAUGUUCAUUGGAUUGUCAGAUAGUUCGGAUCCGUUGGAACGAGGGUCGGAUAACUGGCGAGGAAGUAACCGUCUGAGCCUUUCGAAAAGGAUGUCCAUGACGAGCCUGACUAGUUUGACAAGCAUCGACAUAACUCCUGGCCAAGAUGGUACUCAGCUAAACUGGGAAAACAAAACGGCAGAUUUUCAGGACAACCCCCUGUAGGCGACAUGACGGCUUGUAGUCGGUUGGCCGCUGAUUUGAUGCAGAUGUACGUUAACAACGAAGACACAGACGUGGUUAUACGAACAGAAGGAGGAGAUAUUCACGCUCACAAGUUUAUUCAUUUUUGACCGGCUCCAUUUUCAAAAUAGCAUACCUCAGGUGCAUCUUAUCUGCAACGUGUCCUUUCUUCCGGCAACAGCUCCAAAAAUCCAAACGCAUUGAAAUGCGUGGAUUCACUCGAAGCUCCAUUCAUUACCUCCUCAUGUUUCUAUACGGCGGAGUGACUUCUCUACCAGACGAUGUGAGAAUCGACUUUGAUACAAGAACAAUUUGUGUUCAAGGUGGACGUUUGGGAAAUCGUCGCGUUGGCAGCACACUUGAAUCACAAAGAUCUUGCUCAAGUUGUCAUUUUGCAUCUCAAAGCCACUAAAUGUCAUUGGUUUCAUAGGGUAAGUUUUUAAGUUUUGCAAAACGAAAUCUUAGCUUUUCAGCCAUGCGCUGCAUGUGUAUCUGCGGUUUUUGAUUGUCUUCCGCAAUUAGCUUCUAUUCGAUGUCUCAGGCCACUCUAUGAGGAGGUUCGUGAAAUAUUCGAUGUUUCGAUUCAAGACGACGUUUCCAGGCGUUGGCUUGGCAAGCGAAACAUUUUGCACGGGUCUGGAAAGGUCGGGUAUUCCUGUAUUUGAAUGAGCGAUGGCAGAAAGAAGCGUAUGAAGCGGUCAUUCAGUACAUGGACGAUGAAACGGUUAUCGACUUGAUACUUGGCUCCGAACGAUUACAGGUGAAUAAACUUAUUCAAACAAGUUGCCUGGACCCAUGGUUUAGGUUGCUUUGUCGAGGUCAAAAUCCGACUCUUCCGUCGCGGUUUUGGGAUUGGUAGACGAUAUUUUAGACGUCGCCAUGCAAUUUCUCCUUCACUCUUUUCAUCUUGUAGUAACCAGCAAGUCCUUCCAACAACAAGGAAAAGUAAGAGUAACUUCGAAGUUUUCAGAAAUCUGAACUAUGUGCAGUCGCUCAAAUAAUAUUAUUUUUGCGAUUUCGUUUCAUGUACUGAAAAAAUGAGAUUUGAACGCUUUUUCAACCCAAGGUUGAUUUCAGGGCUUGGCGUUGAACUUGGGACUGUUGGAAGAUCUGCUUCCUUCUGUGAUUCAUUCCUUGUCAGCAGAUGUGGCCAUAAAAACUUACAAAGGCCUGACAGGACUUCUUUCGGAGAUUCAACAAGCGCCGCCUUCUCCGAAACGCACCUUGAGCAUUCUUGUUGAUGAAUGGAGCCCUGUAAUUCUUAUCCAAAAUUUUUCUCUGAGUUCAAAUUUACAGAGAUUCUGCGCUUUGAUAAGAAGAAUGGUCGAGUUAACUGACAAACAUCUUCUGCACUAUGCAGCUAGUGUGGUCAGGGCUGAUGCUUGGAAUUUACUCUCAAGUGAUCAAAAACAACGAAUAGAAGAGAGUUAGCAUUUUUUUUCUUCUACACCUGAUUGAUAAAUCGUUAAGCCGGGAUUUUUGUUGAGUUACGGCAACCGAAAGCGGCUCCUCCACGGCUGUCAAGUCAUUCGCGCUCGUACAAAAGAAGCGCCUCUGCUGGUGUUCAACCAAACGGCCCGUUCUCUUUGCAGAGAGCAAAAAGUGCAGAAAGGUUGAAGAAGUGCGAUUUUCUUUGUCUAAUUAUUUUCUGGCAGAUCUCGUCCUCUCUCCACAAUACAAAACCGACCUCAAUCCGAAGAAUCUACAAAAGAAGAUGACAAAAAAACAUUGGUUCCUGGAGAAAACACCGAGAAAGCUGAAGAAAAUAUAGAAAGUAAGAAAAAGGAUGCUGAUAUCUGAAAGACUUGAAUUUUUACAGAGCCAUCGACUACGUUGCCUGAGAAGAAGACAUCCAAGCUAGAAUCUCCAAAAAGAAGCAAGUCUCGUGGAGAGAAGGUUCAAGAGAAAACCGGAAGCAAAGCGAUUCCAACCACGGAAACGGCCAAAGUAGAAAAAUCCGAGGUGAAAAGCAGACAAUCAGCAAAAAUUUAAAAAUGAGUUUUAGUCAAGAACGGAUUCACCGCGUGGAAGAGAUCCAAUCAGAAGAUCGCCUGCCAAAAAAAAAGUUAUGGAAAACGAGGAGGUAAAAACCGAAUUACAGAAAUUUUUUGAAUUGUUUCCAUCACAUUCAAGCGAUUUUUCAGAUGAAAAUGGAGCGACAAGUUACCCAUACAAUUAUCACGCUCGACAAAGCAAGAGCUGCCCAGCUUCCGGGUCCUGAUUCACAAACAUCAAAGGUAUUUUUUUUUGCUUACAACGUAGAGCUACUUCCAAUUCAGCUGAACAAUCUUUUUUUGAGCUUUUUGAUCUUUACCAAAGUUUUCUUUUGCACUCUGACAUCAGACUGACGUCUUGAGGGCAUCUAGCUUUUGUCUAAAUCUUUGUAAUUCCUCUGAUAAUUUCAAAAAAGUCAUUUAGUCGAAAGUGGAAGACCUUCAAGAGUUUGAAUGAGAAGUUUGAAAAAAAUUUCUUAGCAAACUUUGCAUGAAACUUUGAAGAUUCACUUUCUCGGUUUUUUUCAUUCUGCAAAAAAAUGUUUUACAAUAUUUUUCAAAUAGGUCUCUACCGAGAAACCGAAGUCUGUAGUGAAGCCAAUGGUGAAAGACGUUCCGCUGGCUUCAUCUGCGAAUCGUACAAUCACGAGGGAUCGCAUCUCUCAGCGCCGCACUGAACAAGUGAGAAACAUUUUUAUUUCUGAAUCAAGGUUUCAUUUAGGCUAAAUCUGCAACCAGUGGAAAGUCCUCGAUUCCAACGGCAACAAAACCGACAGGCAGCCGACCGAAUUCGGGUAAAGAACCGUCUCGGAUCCCAGCAAAGCCCGCUGUCCCAACCUCCACUUCGAGGAUCGCCAGAAAUCCUCGCAUUGUUGGAAACCCCAAAAAACCCGAGAGUAAUUCUAUUGAAAAAAGGAUAAAAAUUCUGAAAGAAUAAAAAAAUUUAUUUUAUUUUUUUCCAUUGCAUGGUCUACCAGAAUAAACGAGAAAAAAAGCCAGCUUUUUUUGGAGAAGAAAAAGAACGCGAAAAAAACCUUCUUGUUAUUAUUAUUUUUUUGAAAAAGUUUCCUUUAUUAUUUGAAAUGCAACUAAAAAAAGGGUUCCAUUGGUUUCAUCAUCUCUUGAUGAAUAAUUUUAAUCGGUCCAAAAAGAAGUGAAAGAGAAGAAAAAUUGUUAUCGCUCAAUAAUCUGCCGCUGAUAAAAUGAAGUACAAGAGUAUUAUCAAUAGGCAUGCAAAAUUCAAGCUGUCCUUCUCAAUUUUGUUUCUUCAUGGCCUUCUUGAAAAAUUUCAGAAAAAUUUUUUCUUUAGAGAAUGUUUGAGAAAUUUUUCAGAGGGAUGAUUGCCUUUUGGGCAAUUUUACCGGCACUCGCCUUGGGAGCAAAUUUGCCGCCGUUUUUCCUAGGCAGGCCACCAGGAGGUGCUCGAAAGUGAGAAUUCCUGAGGAUAAACGGUAGCUGAGAGCUUUUUUGCAGCUAUCAAUUGCAAAGACACUUGAGCAGUGUGCAGAAGUUGGAUACUCAGUAUCCUUAUCUCGUAACUGCCAAUUUUACGCAAAAACUAGACCACUUCGACCCCUACAACACUGCGACAUGGAACCAGGUGGACUUUAUUCAAAUAUCGGCAAUUUAGAGUCAAUUUUCAGAAAUACUAUUACAAUCCUCUUUAUUCGCGCAACAAUUCCAUCAUUUUCUUGAUGAUUGGUGGUGAAGGUCCAGAAUCGUCACAUUGGGCGGCGUAUCCUGAGGUCUUGUAUUGAAACAAAGAACUUUAUUUUUUUGUAAAUUUUUUUCACUUAUCUCUUUGGGCUUAUAAUAUUUCACAAGUUGAAUAAAUAAACUAUUUUCAUUUCUAAACAAUAAUUUCAGUUUGGUGAGCUACGAAAACUAAACUUUUAAUGUUAAAUAUAAUCAUAUAAACUUCAGGUACAAUACCUCCAGUGGGCAAAAGAAUAUGGAGCAGCAGUUUUCGAUCUCGAGCACAGAUUUUUUGGAGACAGUUGGCCGAUUCCGUGAGUGAUGAUGUUGAAGAGGAUAUAUGUGAAAUAUUAUAGCAAUAUGGAUGUUUCUUCUCUCCGAUAUCUGACGACGGAGCAAGCUCUGGCUGAUCUUGCUUAUUUCAUCCAAUCAAUGAACCAAAAAUACGGGUUCGACAAUCCUCGCUGGGUCACCUUCGGCGGUAGUUACCCUGGUUUGAAUUAUUUGAAAUAUCUUCGUUGUGACAAUUUUCAAAGCUUCAGGUUCGCUCUCCGCAUGGUUCCGCUCCAAAUAUCCAGAACUAACAGUGGGAGCCGUCGCCAGUAGCGCUCCCCUCAACUUGAAACUCGACUUUUACGGUCUCAGAUAAAAGUAUUUCGAGAAAAUUCAUAUAUUUCAGAAUACGCAAUGGUUGUGAACGACGAUUUGAAAAUCACGGAUCCCGCUUGUUACGCCUCGGUGCAGGCCGGCUUCACGGGCAUUCAACAGCUAACUCUAACACCCGAUGGAAGAAAUCAACUCAACAACAUUUUUCAAGUUUGUAUUUUUUUCAUUUUUUUCUGGUUAACUAUUCAAGAGUUUUUUUAUGAAGACCGGGUUUACUCAUUUAGGUAUAAAAAAAUUUUUCAGCUUGCAGCCAAAAUUUGAUAAUAAGACUACAAAAUUGGAUAUCAACAAUUUCUUCGGCAAUCUGUACAAUGCCUAUCAAGGAAUGACUCAGUACACCUAUGAUGGACAAGUAGCGAUUAUUCAAUGAAAAUCGUGAUUUGAAAAGUUCAGAGCGAUCGCACUCAUCAAAACAUGACGGUGAGAGCCAUGUGCAACGUCAUGACAGACCCCAAGGAGCCGGAUCCGGUCAAGAGAGUUCACAAUCUUUUCUUAUGGUUCUAUUUUUUCAUUUAAAAGUCAAACAAUAAAAAAUAAACUAAGGUACAACUACUUCGACCCUGCAGGACCAGAUCUUUCUGUGCUUCCCAACAGUUACUGGGACGUCAUCAAUCAGCUGAAAACGGGCAAUCUGACAGCUUUGGGAGAGGAUGGAGGUUAAUUUUUCUUGCAUUCAUUGAAACUGAAAUAGUUUUACAGCCGCUGCUCGUGGUUGGAUGUGGCUGUGCUGCAAUGAAAUCGGCUUCAUGCAAACUACCGAUCAAGGAAAAAAUGUUUUCGGAUCCACUGUGCCCUUGAAGUAAGAUAUUUCUGUUCCAUCGAAGUAUCGCCCAAUAAUUUCCAGUUUAUUCAUCGACAUGUGCACUGAUAUGUUCGAUGACAGCGUGAAGAUGAACUUUGUUUACAAUAGAAACUUGCAAGCUCAAAACUUCUACGGCGGCACUGAUUAUUACACAGUAGUUUUUUGAACCGAACAAGUUAGGAUCAUUUUCCUGCCAGGCUACGAAUAUUGUGCUUCCGAAUGGUUCGUUGGAUCCGUGGCACGCCUUGGGUCUCUACAAAGACAAUGCAAACGCCGCCUUAAAAACUAUUCUCAUCAACGGUUAGCGGAAAAUCAUUGAAAAACAGUUUUACUGAUAUUCAAAAUUUUGAGAAUUGCGGAUGGACAUUGUCAAUCGACUCGAAAAAAAACUCUGAAACACCAAUCUCAGUAGCUUCCUAGUAUUAGAAACAGAGCUUUUCUUAGCUUUCCCUACAGCUUUUUUUGCCGAUUCGAUGUCCAUUAGAAUUUUUGAUAGAAAUUUUAGCAAAUGUUCUAACGAAACCGAAAAAUUUCAUGAUUUCUCACUUUCCUCUCAUCAAAUUUUCAAUAAAUCAAUAAAUCUCAGGCACUGCUCAUUGCUCUGACAUGUACCCGACUUAUGUUGGAGAGCCUCCAGCUUUGCCUGCCGCCCGAGCCACAAUCAAGCAGAACGUUCAGAACUUUAUUCGUGAGUUUCAAUUUUCUUGGCAGGUUAAAUCCAAAAUUUUUAGGCUACGAUCCUUCAAAAGACGGACCGAGUGGCUUCAGCUCUUCAUUGCUUUCGAUGCUCUCUGUUGUUGUGCCCACUCUUGUCGUUUCUCGUUUCAUGUGAACAAUAAAAAAUUAUUAAUAUACUCGGACCUUGUCUUCAAAUGUUUGAGAAGAGCAGAAAGAAUAUUCUAGCACAUGAGUAUAGCGUUCGCCCGCCUGGCAACCGGAGUCUCUUGGUUCUUUUUCUGGAUUUUGUCUCGUCCUAUUGCAUAUCGAUCGUCAUGGCUUGUGAGUUUUUCUUUUUAUACAUGAACAAAGUUAGAAAUUGAUCGAGUCAAAAAUGUAGGGAAAAUUUGUUUUUGGCUAGGCAAAAACCAUCUGAGCUUUUUUUGCAGUCUCUUUUAAUGAAAAAACUUUUGAAAGUUUUCGAGCAUUGAUUUGAUAUUUUUUAUCACAGCAAAGUUCUUCUUCUUAUUGUUUACGACACUGAUAAGAUAAUGCAAAUUUUCAUAGCUCCUUCAACAUUCUACGAUCCCCACAAUGACGUCUCCUACGUGCAGCUGAAUAAGAGAAAACGAGGAGAUUAUGAUAGGCAUGAAGGUGACAAGUUAGUGAAUCGACUUCGGAAGCCGGCUGUAAAGAAAAUUUACGUCAAAAGAAACGGCGAAGAGCUUCAUACAAGGUAAAAACAAGUUUUUUUCGUACAAAUUUAAAAAGAAAACUCAGACCGAAACUGUUUGUUUGGCGACAAUGGCAAUCGCCAAAGCUCAGUCAUUUUCUAGAAGAUGUUGGCCCUUACGUCGGUCUCGACGAAGGCGCCAAUGCCAUUUAUCAAACGCAAGUUGAAUCAUAAACGCUUUUACAAGAAAAAUUCUAGUGAUGGACGCCAGAUUGUAGAUGAAGAAGACAUUCAAGAUCUAGAAACGUAUUACAUCACUGGUGACGAACAGCUACUAAUGUAAUUAUAUUGAUCGAAAAGACUGAACUUGAUUAUUUCAAGCCCUUCUCGAGAUGAUGGUUAUUUCGAUGGCUAUAAUCGGAGAAGAAGUGAUCCGGACUUUUCGAUUAAUAGAAACAUUUCGAGUAGAAAUCGUGGGAAAGCUUACGAUGACCCAAGACACACUUCUCUGUCAGCUCCAGAAUACGCCACAAGUUCAGUUAGAUCGACUUAUCCAACCAACAGUGAGCCUUCCCAUUGAGUUAAUCUUAGAAAUAUGAGAUUUUCUGUUUCCAAUCCUCCAACCCCGCCACCAAAAGUUUAUGAUGCACGGCGAUACAGCCCGGAAGAACGUUUGGUGAGGUAUCUACAAGAGAAAAGAUGAAAUUGAAGUAUACAGAAUAGUAAAAAACGUUUACCAAGAACUCAAACUGGCCAUGGCAGCUAUGACGUCUACUACAAUGAAGCGAUAAACGAGCUACCGCGUAUAGCUCUUUCCGAAAUUAUAACCAAAUUUGUAAAAUUUUCAGGUAAGCCCACUAAUAAUAGGAGCGAGUAUCGUCCGUUAAGUGUUAGCGACUCGGUCAUUGCGGAGAACAGUGUUUUCGACACAGCUCACACUAUAAGAAGAGAUCGGGAAGCAAUUGAAAAACAUAAGCAGUAAGAACUUAUACUUUUGAUUCAUUUCCAUUUGAUUUGCAGAAAGAAUUUGGGACAGCGAAGGCGCGAGAGUGCUAUGAUUUACAAUCGCAGGGACCAAACUCAUCCUGAUGCUUAUAUUAUUUAGUAGCUCUUUUUUUCUGACAUUGAAAAAAAACAACAAAAAAAAAAACGUUUUCCAGUGUGUUUCUCAACGGACAAGGAAUGAACUGUCAAUUCAUGAACUUCCAAAGAAAGCAACUUGAGAAGGGCAUGAACUAUGUGCUGGAACUUAUUGCUAGGCGUUUCAACGUGAACCCUUUCAAGUUAGAAAAUCAUUGAAACUACUUUCACUCUUGAGCACAGAUUAUGCAACAUGGAUGGAAAGAAAAUUGGAGAAGUGAGCUCUCUAAUGUCACGAGGUGUGUUAAAAAAUGACGACAAUUUAAAGUUUGAUUUCAGGAGCUUACGUACUUGUACCUGCUGGACAAUCAUUUCGGGACACGUGGUACUUCCUUCCGGACAAUGCUAUCGACACCAGGUAUUUAUUGCGAAAAUGCGUUUCUUAAUAAAAUUAACUUUGUAAAGGCGCAAAAUCGCUAACAAAAACAGCGAAAAGUGCCACAGAGCACACUUGCUUUCUUCAUUUUUUGUUCGUGAAAAGCAGCUUUGCAGCUUCCUAAAAGAGAAGUCAGACAGUUGUUUCAAAUAUUAAUUCACCUGUUUUUUUACAUGAUUUCAUGGGAGUUUUUUUGCAAAGAAAAAAAUUGAGAAGAAAAAGAUUCGAGUUUCUGCAAUAAUUUAUCAAGAUAGUUAAAAAAUGAGAUAUCCAAACCGCCUCUCGCUUCUAAUAAUGAAUAUUUUUUUACCUUAUUCAAAAAUUGUAUUCCCGGAUUAAAUAUUUGAUAGCUCAUAUAUACAAUCACUGAUAAAAAAUCGGACGCUUCUUCAUUUUUUUAGCAUUGAAGAUUGUGAAUUCGAAAAACUUUAUUAUCUUUUUUUCAAAAAAAUUUCUUUGAGCUCGGACAGCAACAAAAUUGAAGACCGAAGUGCGCAACGUGAUCGUCUGCUCCAAAGGCGCAGCAAGAAGAAGCCCAAAAAGUUUUUUUUUUCUUCCAACCAUCAAAUUUUAUUUUCUUUUCAGCCCUUCAUACAUAAGAAGCAAAUCAGAAGAAUUUGUGCGCAACUACAAAAAUGAGGCUUCUGGAAACUUGUACGGCAACCGAUAUUAA